AAAUCCACCUUGGAACAGCUGACCCGCCGAGCUUCCUGUCUCUACAUCCGCAGCAGCAGCCGUUUGUUGUUGUUGUUUGUUUGUUUGUUUAUGUUUUUCCGCCGCAGACCGGCUCCGUUAACCGUGUGACGUCACCGCAGACCGGCUCCGUUAACCGUCUGACGUCACCGCAGACCGGACACGAUGAUUCCCACCGAGGACGCGUCCGCGAGGAAGCGAGAGAUCGAGGAGAAGCUGAAGCAGGAGCAGGAGACUCUGUCAUUCAUCCGAGAGAACCUGGAGAAGAGUGAUCAGCUGACCAAGGGCAUGGUCUCCAUCCUGUCGUCGUUCGAGAGCCGCCUGAUGCAGCUGGAGAACUCCAUCAUCCCGGUGCACAAGCAGACGGAGAACCUGCAGCGCCUGCAGGAGAACGUGGACAAGACUCUGUCCUGCAUGGACCACGUCAUCAGCUACUACCACGUGGCCAAAGACACGGACCGGAUCAUCAGAGAGGGGCCGACGGGCAGACUGGACGAGUACCUCGCUUGUAUUGCAAAGAUUCAGAAAGCUGUGGAAUAUUUCCAGGACAACAACCCGGACAGUCCAGAACUGAACACAGUGAAAGCUCGCUUCGAGAAGGGGAAAGAGCUGCUGGAGGCCGAGUUCCGCAGCCUGCUGACCCGCUACAGCAAACCCGUUCCCCCGAUCCUCAUCCUGGACGCCAUCAGCGUCGACGAGGAGCUGGAGGUCCAGGAGGAGGUGGUGCUGGAACACCUGCCUGAAGCCGUGCUGCAGGACAUCAUCUGCAUCGCCGGCUGGCUGGUGGAGUACGGGCGGAACCAGGAUUUCAUGAACGUCUACUUCCAGAUCAGGUCCAAUCAGCUGGAUCGCUCCAUCAAAGGUCUGAAGGAUCACUUCCGUAAGAACAGCGCCUCCUCCGGGAUCCUCUACUCGCCCGCCGUCCAAACCAAGCGGAAGGACACGCCCACUAAAAAGGCUCCCAAGAGACCAGGGACCAUUCGCAAGGCUCAGAACCUUCUGAAACAGUACUCACAGCAUGGGCUGGAUGGGAAAAAGGGGGGCUCUAACCUCACUCCUUUGGAAGGUUACGAUCACGACCUGCGGGUCAAACAUCACUCUGACGCCCUGACCGAGAAGCACGGGGCCGCCGCAGGGAAGGACGACGUUCUGGACAUCGAGAUCGACUCCUACAUCCACUGCAUCAGCGCCUUCGUCAAGCUGGCCCAGAGCGAGUACGCCCUGCUGACGGAGAUCAUCCCGGAGCACCACCAGAAGAAGACCUUCGACUCCCUCAUUCAGGAGGCGCUGGACAACCUGAUGCUGGAGGGGGACAACAUCGUGUCGGCCGCUCGCCGAGCUAUAAUGCGUCACGACUACUCGGCUGUCCUCACCAUCUUCCCGAUCCUCAGACACCUGAAGAUGAACAAGUCUGAGUUCGACUCGACUCUGCAGGGAACGGCAGCGAGCACCAAGAACAAGCUGCCCACACUCAUCACCUCCAUGGAGACGAUCGGAGCCAAAGCUCUGGAGGAGUUCGCAGACAGCAUCAAGAACGAUCCGGACAAAGAGUACAACAUGCCCAAAGACGGAACGGUCCACGAACUCACCAGCAACGCCAUCCUGUUCCUGCAGCAGCUGCUGGACUUCCACGAGACUGCCGGAGCCAUGCUGGCCUCGCAAGAGACGAGUUCAUCAGCGAGCAGCUACACCUCCGAGUUCAACAAGCGGCUGCUCAGCACUUAUAUCUGUAAGGUGUUGGGCAACCUGCAGCUGAACCUGCUCAGUAAGUCCAAAGUGUACGAGGACUCGGCGCUGAGCGCCAUCUUUCUGCACAACAACUACAACUACAUCCUCAAGUCUCUGGAGAAGUCCGAGCUGAUCCAGCUCGUGACGGUGACUCAGAGGAAAGCUGAGGGUUCGUACAGAGAGCUGAUCGAGCAGCAGAUCUUCAUGUACAAGAGCAGCUGGUUGAAAGUCACAGAGCACCUGACGGACAGGAACAUGCCCGUCUUCCAGCCCGGCACCAAGCUGAAAGAUAAAGAGCGACAAGUCAUCAAAGACAAAUUCAAGGGUUUCAACGACGGCCUGGAGGAGUUGUGUAAGAUCCAGAAGGGUUGGGCCAUCCCAGACAAAGAGCAGCGAGACUUCAUCCGUCAGUCUCAGAAGAAGGUGGUGUCCGACGCUUACAGGGCCUUCCUGCACAGAUGUGCCAACAUCUCGUUCACCAAGAACCCUGAGAAGUAUCACAAGUAUCGCCCGGAGGAGGUGGAGGAGAUGAUCGAAAGGCUGUUCGACACGUCCGCCUGAUCCUGGACCACAAACGCACCUCAGCACUACUGCCGCCCUCCCUCCCUCCCUGCGCGUGUCUGCUCGGUGUUUUGUACAAAGAUAUAAACAUGAUGUAUUUAUGUAAUUUAGCCGCUGCAGCUCAGCAUUUCAAACGAAUAAAGGGAAGUGUGUGAACGGAG
This is a messenger RNA of Larimichthys crocea (large yellow croaker), 2468 nucleotides long. It is a transcript of the gene exoc7, whose product is annotated as exocyst complex component 7. Gene Ontology annotation, molecular function: phosphatidylinositol-4,5-bisphosphate binding. Lineage: Eukaryota; Metazoa; Chordata; Actinopteri; Sciaenidae. Gene Ontology annotation, cellular component: exocyst. The transcript is spliced from 20 exons. Gene Ontology annotation, biological process: exocytosis. The record is from RefSeq and is a predicted model, not a curated record. The coding region runs from base 184 to 2307 and encodes 707 amino acids.